AUAGAUCAUAUUAGCAGUCCGAAUAAAAAUCGGGCUAAACAAUAAAACGAAUACAUAAAUAAAACAAUUGCUUUGGAACUCUAUCGAUGGAGGACUGCGUCGGUAUUUUUGAUGGGGAGUUUGAGGUUCUGCGUGUGACAGCACAGUUUUAUGAUGAAGUUGAAGAGUUGCUUGUGAAUAUUUCGGUCAACCAUGAAUUCGGAUGUGUGAUCACUAACCUAAAAGACUGUCCGUUGGCCAUUGCCGAGCUACGUAAAUUGAUAAGGUACAUCAUAUCCCGAGGAAUAUCAUACGCUAUACGUCAUGUGGAAAGUGACAGAAUUGUGGCUGCAAUCGCUAAUACAAUAUUUAACACAAAAAGAAUGACCUCAUACUACGACGUUAGGUCCCAUGUCAAGAGUCCAAAUAUGAUUAGAUAUAUUGAACUUUGGGACGCUGUUGAUGCAAGCUUUGAUGUCAACGAGCACUGCCAGGUGGACAGCACUGCAGAUGUGGAAUAUAUGGGAACAUUGCCGGAAUUUAGACGACGUGGCCUGGGACACGUUUUAUGCCAGCACUCCAUCCAGUUGGUGAAGCUAAUGGCCCAGGGGAAGCUGCCUCUCGAGGUUCUAGUCCAGCUGGCUGAGGAGAUCCAGAUGGAAAGACCGCAGGCUGUUGUCGCAAUAACAACAUCCCAAUCCUCGCAAAUAAUGGGCAGACAAUUGGGAAUGAGAACUAUUCAUAAGUGGCAAUUUUCCGAGCUCAGGUCUUUAGGCGGUGCGAUCGCGGAGUUCAGUGACGAACAGGCCUUGAAAUAUGUAGAACUCCAAGUAGUAAGGUUUUAAUAAAAACCUAAAACGCAA
Molecule: messenger RNA, 842 nt
Organism: Drosophila teissieri
Lineage: Eukaryota; Metazoa; Arthropoda; Insecta; Diptera; Drosophilidae
Exons: 3
Coding region: 87-824 (245 amino acids)
Molecular function (GO): N-acetyltransferase activity
Source: RefSeq, a predicted model, not a curated record